Oncorhynchus kisutch (coho salmon) is the source of this 1378-nucleotide messenger RNA. RefSeq names its product putative methyltransferase DDB_G0268948. NCBI's taxonomy places the organism in Eukaryota, Metazoa, Chordata, Actinopteri, Salmoniformes, Salmonidae. Bases 71 to 901 code for a protein of 276 amino acids. The transcript is spliced from 6 exons. The record is from RefSeq and is a predicted model, not a curated record. Gene Ontology annotation, molecular function: S-adenosylmethionine-dependent methyltransferase activity.
GUCAGGGUCCUCAGAACUCUCUCUCUCAUUCUGACUCAGCACGGCAACAGCACGGCAACAGCACGGCAACAUGGCUCACCGUCGCUUUGAGGGCAAAGAGCACGCAGCCUCCUACCUGAGGUACAGGGUGUCCCCCCCACAGGAACUGAUCGCAGAGAUACUGGCAUUUCUGGAGAAUAUGAAAGGAAGGCCGUUCGACCUUGCCGUGGACGUAGGCUGUGGCUCGGGACAGGGGACACUCCUACUGGCCCCUCACUUUACCCAAGUGAUUGGGACAGACAUCAGCCCCGCCCAGCUGGAGGUGGCUCUGGCCAAUAGCAGCGCCCCAAAUAUCUUCUACAGGCAGUGUCCUGCAGAGGAGUUACCGUUCGCUGACGGCGGGGUAGACUUGGUGACCUCCAUGACCGCGGCACACUGGUUCCAUCGUCCACGGUUCCUCCAGGAGGCAGACAGGCUGCUGAAGCCCAGAGGGUGUCUGGCCCUGAUCAGUUAUACCCUGGACAUGGACCUGGAGUACGGACAACACUCCCACACUCUGACUGACAUCUGUCAUCAGUUCUACAAGAACCUGCUGCCAUUUCGCAGUGCCCACAUAGGUACUACCACGGUCCCUCUCUACAAACAGAUGUAUGACUCAUGCCCGUACCCAGACAAAGAGUGGCAUGAGUGUCUGCGGAUGAGGAGACCGAUGCCUCUGAGUGGCUACAUCGGCAUGGUGGAGACCUUCUCUAGCUAUCGGGCGUUGCUGAAGCAGGAUCCAGUGGAAGCCCACAGGUUCUCCCAGGACUUCAGGAACAGGCCGAGGUUGCUGUCUGAGAUGGGGGAGUCGAAUCCAGACACAGAGAUCACAGUGGUGGUGAAGUAUUUCUACUGGCUGGCCUGCAAACCUGCUGCAGCCUGAUCUGGGGCAAAGACGCAGCAAACCUGCUGCAGCCUGAUCUGGGGCAAAGACGCAGCAAACCUGCUGCAGCCUGAUCUGGGGCAAAGACGCAGCAAACCUGCUGCAGCCUGAUCUGGGGCAAAGACGCAGCAAACCUGCUGCAGCCUGAUCUGGGGCAAAGACGCAGCAAACCUGCUGCAGCCUGAUCUGGGGCAAAGACGCAGCAAACCCCACAGACCCGUCUCUUCCCUUGAUGUUUUCUGUUGCAUCUAAUGGCAAAAUGACAUAACUAAAAGAGAGGUUACACAUUACAACAAAUAAGACCACAUGUUACAUACAACUUAAAUCAUUAGUCCAUCAAAGUCAAAAUGAAAAGUGAACCCACAUGAACUCCAAUACCACCUAAAGAAAAUGUUUUACGAUGUUUCAGAAUAGUCUGGAUACCCGAUGAGCUCAACCAUUUCUUGUUUUAUAAAGAAACAGCUUGUUAAAACACAA